AUGAUUAAACUCAUAAAGCCGCAUAUGAGCAUACACAUGCUUAGAGUAAGCCCGUUGUCAUCACGAGCUGGUCUUAAACACCUAGGGCACGACUUCACCCACUCCUUCAAAAAAUCAUAUGCAUCCUCAUCUGGGACAACAGCAACUUUUACCAAAUCCAAUACAAAAAGAUCCAACAGAUUCUUUAGAUAUUUUGCAGUUGGUUUGGGGAUAGGAAUAGGUGGGUCAGCUUUAUACUACACCAGUGACAAAUUUAGGCAUGCGGUGUUGACGGUUGAUCGUGUUGGUGUUGUCACCGUUGCCAUGAUUCGUUGUUUUGCGUUGUAUAAAGAAACACUAGGGAAGGAAUAUGAUUCCACAACUGCACGGCAAGAUGCUUUAUCUAAGACACACAAGAGAGCUGCUGAAAUCACUUUAAAAGCUUUAGAGAAAAAUGGCGGUAUUUAUAUCAAAUUGGGGCAGCACAUUACUGCGUUGACGUAUUUGUUACCUCGUGAAUGGACAGACACUAUGAUUCCGUUACAGGACAAAUGUCCGAGAUCAUCAAUGGAAGAAAUUGAAAAUUUGUUCGAGACUGAUUUAGGUGUCAAACUUGAAGAUAUGUUUAUUGAAUUUGAUCCAAAUCCUGUGGGAGUUGCCAGUUUGGCCCAAGUUCAUAUAGCUAGAUUGCGAAGGAAUGGACAAAAGGUGGCUGUUAAAAUCCAACAUCCCAGUUUGAAAGAGUUUGUUCCAUUGGAUGUUCAAUUGACCAGGUUGGUGUUUGAUUUAAUGUACAAAGCAUUCCCGGAAUAUCCUUUAACAUGGCUAGGCGAUGAGAUGCAAAAUUCGAUAUUUGUUGAGCUCGAUUUUACCAAGGAAGCAGCAAAUGCAGAAAGAACAGCAAAGCAUUUCAAAGAUUUCACUUACUUGAAAAUUCCAGAUGUUUUAGAGGCAGAAAAGAGAAUUUUGAUAAUGGAAUACGUUGCCGGAUCAAGAUUGGAUAAUUUGAAAUAUUACGAAGAUAACGAUAUCGACACAUCCAAAGUUAGUGCUUGUUUAACUCAUGUUUUCAACGAAAUGAUUUUCAGACCUGAUGUUGGUUUACAUUGUGAUCCUCAUGGAGGUAACUUAGCCAUAAAGAAGGUUGAGCCACAUAACGGUUACAAUUUUGAAAUUAUUCUUUAUGACCACGGGUUAUACAGAGAUAUUCCAUUGCAAAUGAAACGUGAAUAUGCACACUUUUGGUUAGCUGUUUUGGAUAAUGAUAUACCGGGAAUGAAAAAGUAUGCCAAAGUAUUUGCUGGUAUUGAAGGUGAACAAAAGUUUAAGAUUUUCGUUAGUGCAAUUACUGGUAGGGCUCCUGAUGCUGUAUUGAAUAAAGAAAUCAAAUCAAGAAGGUCAAAAGCAGAAAUUGAAGAAAUUCAAUCACAAAUCAAUAAUCAUGAUCUGGGCGUUUUAGAAGAUUUAAUGGACAUAUUGUCAAGCAUGCCGAGAAUGAUUUUAUUAAUUUUGAAAACUAAUGAUUUAACUAGAAAUUUAGAUGAGAGUUUGCAAUCGGAUUUAGGGCCUGAGCGUACAUUUUUGAUUAUGGCCAAUUAUUGUGCUCGUACAAUCUAUGAAGAGGGAAUUGAUAUUAUCAAUCUGCAGUUUAGAGGAAUUACGUGGGCAUUCAAGAGAGUCGUCAAUUGGAUCGGUUAUCACAAGAGAUUGAGUACCUUGUAUAUAUAUGAUCUUGUAUUAAAAUUUCAAAAUACAAGAUCUUAA
This is a messenger RNA of Lodderomyces orthopsilosis Co 90-125, 1743 nucleotides long. RefSeq lists its product as uncharacterized. The record is from RefSeq and is a predicted model, not a curated record. The transcript has a single exon. Gene Ontology annotation, cellular component: mitochondrial inner membrane. Gene Ontology annotation, biological process: lipid homeostasis; mitochondrion organization. Bases 1 to 1743 code for a protein of 580 amino acids. Lineage: Eukaryota; Fungi; Ascomycota; Pichiomycetes; Serinales; Debaryomycetaceae.